This is a messenger RNA of Triplophysa dalaica, 2130 nucleotides long. It is a transcript of the gene ints15, whose product is annotated as integrator complex subunit 15. The record is from RefSeq and is a predicted model, not a curated record. Bases 124 to 1524 code for a protein of 466 amino acids. The transcript has 8 exons. NCBI's taxonomy places the organism in Eukaryota, Metazoa, Chordata, Actinopteri, Cypriniformes, Nemacheilidae.
GAAAUGCCCAUAACGGGCUUCCGUAGUUAUGAUGCUAUGAACAACUUUCACAUUGUCAAUAUGGACAGUUUAUUUACAGCUUAGAAUAAACGAAUAAUACGUCUUGUUUAUUAACCAGCGGAGAUGAGUGAUAUCCGCCAUGCGUUGCUGCGGCGUGAUCCGCUGAGUGCAGCUAAAGAGGUUCUGUAUCAUCUGGACAUCUCUCUGGGCAGUGCGCUGCAGAGCUCCACAGGUCCCACACCUGGACUGGAGAAGAGCACAGUGGACCUGGUAGAGGAGUUCAUAUUUCAUGUCUAUAAAGACAGAAACAUACAGCCCAAGAGGAUGAGCUGCGUUCAGGAGCUCCAGCUGCUUGAAAUCAUGUGCAGUUAUUUCCAGGAGCAAAGCAAAGAUGCAAUCCGACAGAUCAUUUUCUCCGCCCUCUUCAGUCUCCAAGGCAACAAGGCUGAUGAGAGCCGCAAGGCCAUGCUUGGGAAGCUGGUCUCUAUGGCGAUAGCUGUAUCUCGGGUGACCAUACUAGAAUGUGCAGCCACCUGGCUACAGCGCACACACUCUGCGUGGUGUGUUCGGUUGGCUCAGGUGUUGAUGGAUGAUUACUGCUCACUGGUGCCAUGUGCCAUCUCCACACUGCAGAACAUCUGUUCAGCCAGUCCCCGAUUCUGCUGCCAGCUCAUCACUGCAGUAACAGCCCUCUAUGACUUCUCCUCAGAUGAGCUGACUCCGCCCCCCGCUCUCUUGGAGAUGCUAGUUGGUUGGAUCACAGAGGAUCCCAGACUGCUUCUCCUCACCUUCAUCAACACACCCCUCAAUUCUAGCCUGCCAUUAGGUUGCCUUGAGAUCACACCUCUUUUGGGACUGCUCAGAUGGUGUGUCAAAGCUCCUUUAGCCUAUCAGAGAGCCCGAAAGCCGGCUAUGAGCAAUGGGCAUGGAGAAAGUGACAAAGGGACGGUGAAUGAAGACCUGUAUUCUAAACUGCACCUGAGUGUCCUUCAGGUCUUUCUCAUGCUACAGGUCCACCUGACAGAACAGAAUCUCAUUGGUCGUCUAGCCGUGCUCCCUGUUGAGUCUGUUGCCGCACUGGUGGAGGAAGUCAGUCGUAUAUGUGAGAAACUCACGCCUCUCCCUGCUGCCAGUCAAAUUCAGCUGGCUCUAGAUAGGCUGGCUCAAGCCCUUCAGGUUGCCAUGGCAACUGGAGCUCUUUUGUGUACCAGGGAGGACCUACGGACUUUGUGCUCCAGACUUCCCCACAAUAAUCUGUUACAGCUGGUGAUGUCCGGUCCAGUCGUGCAGCCCCCACCUCACAGCGGACCUUUCCAGCCCAACAUGUACCCCCACAUACACCCCGGCAGACCCUCUCCUCACAGUCCACAUCAGUCCGCCCUGUCCUCUCCACACAGUCCACACCCGGUCCUGUCACCACACCCAGCACUGUCCCCGCAUCGCCCGUUAACACCCCACGCUGCUUUAUCUCCACACGCCUACCAUCCUGCAGCCGUGGCCUUUCCAUACCGGCCCAUUCGUUGACCAGAAAACAACCACAUAGACUUCUUGCUUCCUCUUGGGUAGAGAACAUUUUGUACGAUUUUGGGGUUUGGACAAAAAAAUUUGCAUCAUAUCAUGAACUACGGCAAGAUUUUUUUAUCUUUUAUAUCGGACAACCUUGAAAACUCUGGAAAUGCUCUUGUAGUUUACUAUAAACAGAUAUUCUUUAUAACAUAAGUUUUGGAUUAUCAGGUUGAAUCCUGUUUCCUACACUGGGACUCAUUAUUUAACACUUAUUUGGACUUCACCUGACGCUUGUACAAAUAAAAUCAAAGGCAUUUUUAAAGCUUUCUUUGUGUUUAUUCCAGCUGAAAUGCAGCUGUAUCCUUAAACCACAAUCUUUUACAAACCAUGAAAUAUAUUUUUUGAAAAAACUCAUUUGAGUGUACUAUGAUGUGGAUGAUGGUUUAAGUAGCAAAACAACCACUUUGUAUGUAUUUGUUUAUGAUUUCCCUUGUACCGUUUUGAAAAUGUCAUUUUGGUUACAAAGUUGAUGAUCAGCAACAGUCUUGCAUGUGACAACAAUGAAAAAAUGAGAAGAUUCAACUUUUUAAAAAGUGUGUUACUAAUAAAAUACCUAUAUUUGUA